CAGAGCCAAACUGCGGUGAGAGUGCGAAGAUGGCAGCUGCGGACGAGCCGAAGCCCAAAAAGCUCAAGGUGGAGGCGCCCCAAGCGCUGAGAGAAAAUGUGCUAUUUGGAAUGGGAAAUCCUCUUCUUGACAUCUCUGCUGUAGUAGACAAAGAUUUCCUUGAUAAGUAUUCUCUGAAACCAAAUGACCAGAUCUUGGCUGAAGACAAGCACAAGGAGUUGUUUGAUGAACUUGUAAAAAAAUUCAAAGUUGAAUAUCAUGCUGGUGGCUCUACGCAGAAUUCAAUGAAAGUGGCUCAGUGGCUGAUUCAGGAGCCUCACAAAGCAGCAACAUUCUUUGGAUGCAUUGGGAUAGAUAAGUUUGGGGAGAUCCUGAAGCGUAAAGCUGCUGACGCACAUGUGGAUGCUCAUUACUAUGAGCAGAAUGAGCAGCCAACAGGAACGUGUGCUGCGUGCAUCACUGGUGGCAACAGGUCCCUUGUUGCUAACCUUGCUGCCGCCAAUUGUUAUAAGAAGGAGAAACACCUUGACCUGGAGAGGAACUGGAUGUUGGUAGAAAAAGCCAAAGUUUACUACAUAGCUGGCUUUUUUCUCACAGUCUCCCCAGAGUCGGUAUUGAAAGUGGCUCGCUAUGCUGCCGAGAACAACAGGGUCUUCACUUUGAACCUGUCUGCACCAUUCAUUAGCCAGUUCUUCAAGGAAGCCUUGAUGGACGUCAUGCCUUAUGUUGAUAUCCUCUUUGGAAAUGAGACGGAAGCUGCCACUUUUGCUAGAGAGCAAGGCUUUGAGACUAAAGACAUUAAAGAAAUAGCCAAAAAGACGCAGGCUCUUCCAAAGGUGAACUCGAAGAGGCAGAGGAUCGUGAUCUUCACACAGGGGAGAGAUGACACCAUAGUGGUUGCAGAAAAUGAUGUCACCGCUUUUCCUGUCUUGGAUCAAAACCAGGAAGAGAUCAUUGACACCAAUGGAGCUGGAGAUGCGUUUGUUGGAGGCUUUCUGUCCCAGCUGGUCUCUGACAAGCCUCUGACUGAGUGCAUCCGCGCCGGCCACUAUGCGGCAAGCGUCAUCAUCAGGCGGACUGGCUGCACCUUUCCCGAGAAGCCAGACUUCCACUGAUGGAAGAAAGAAAACUCAGGCUGUGGAGUGGAGACACCAGUGACCACGUCCUACGCGUUCCUGCCAUUAGAAAGAAUAGAGUUAUCCUCUGUCAUUGCCCACCAUGGUUCUCAUUAGUAACUUAGAGGGCUCAGUGCUACUCCUAGGACCUUUAGUCUCUCUGAAAUCUGGGAAAAAUGUUUAUUUGCAUAGUUUGUUAGUGCCUCUUAAAUAUCAAAUGGGAAUACAUUUCAGUAGAAACUUUAAUUUCAUUUUCAAUUGUAAAUUCAUCGGUAUUUAGUAAAUUGAUCAUUUUUUUUAUAUUUCUGCUUCCAAUGCAGGUGCAAUUUAAUAUAAUAGACUUUUUAAAGAAAUUAAUGCUAACAUCAUUCUUGAGCUUUUUAUAUAAAUAUAUUUAAUUUGGAAGC
Molecule: messenger RNA, 1522 nt
Organism: Mus pahari (shrew mouse)
Lineage: Eukaryota; Metazoa; Chordata; Mammalia; Rodentia; Muridae
Gene: Adk
Product: adenosine kinase
Exons: 11
Coding region: 30-1115 (361 amino acids)
Biological process (GO): purine ribonucleoside salvage
Cellular component (GO): nucleus; cytosol
Molecular function (GO): adenosine kinase activity
Source: RefSeq, a predicted model, not a curated record